AUGCGCGUCAUCCCCAAGCCCCCGAGAUUUACCUGGAAAGAUGCAACGGCACAGAAAAAAGAAUCCCAGAAGAGGACUUGUAUCGAUACACCCGACAUCGGAUGGCUAUUCAACGAAGAAAAUGAACUUGCAAAACGCUAUAUGCUUGCUAACCCCGCUCAAGGCACUAGAAUUACCAAAUGUGUGGAAGGCCUGCACAAUAAAGCCUUCAUCUUGAAAAUGGACAACGGGUCCGAAGUCUUCGCGAAACUCCCAAACCCCAACGCCGGACCUGCGCAUUUCUCCGUUGCCUCGGAGGUCGCCACUCGUGAACUGCUUCGUGAUGUCUUCGAUAUUCCUAGUCCUCGGGUCUUGUCUUGGUCUUCUGAUGCAACAAACAAUUCAGUCAAGGCCGAGUAUAUCAUUGAGGAAAAGACCCCUGGUCUACGACUUGGCUCGCUCUGGAAUAAAUGGCCUCGGGAGCUGAAACUACGACUAAUCAAUCAAGUGGUUGAUAUGGAGAACGAACUGGCCAACGUUGGCUUUGACAAGCAGGGUUGCAUUUACUUCAAGGAAGACUUGCGAUCACUUGUCGGAGAAGCCGAAGACAUCCAUGCGCACAAUGUUGAUUGUGAUCGAUUUUCUGUUAGGCCGUUGACCACGAACGAGCUGUGGAGUGGAACUAGCAUGAGCAUGAAGCUGGAUCGUGGCCCUUGGAAAGACGCGCCUGAAUACACUCGCGCAAUCGGCCAGAAUGAAAUGGCGUGGAUCAAGGCACAUACUGUUCCUCGAAUGAACUUUACCAGCCGAACCAGAACAGAGAGCUUCCUGAAGAUGCAUCCGGACCUUCGCCUAAAUAAUAUCUUCGUGGAUCCAGAUACUUCUCUGAUCACCCGUAUCACCUAUUCGCGAGGGCUAGGUCAUUACCGAACGACCGGCGGAUUUAAGAGCCUGAGUGAAGACGAGCAGAAAAAUAUUGACGACGAUCUAGAAAGCGAAACCAUACACAAAUACUACGAGGCGCAGGCUGUGCUCCAACAACCGGCAAUUCCUAUCCUUCGGACACCUGCUUGGAUUACCGAGCUUCAUUCCAAGGAAGAGGAAAACAUCAACGGAGUUGGGCAAAUGUUGUUGAUGUUUCGGGAGCAAAGUGUACUCCCUGUAGAUGGGAUAGUUGCACCUGAAGACUACGAAGUGGCCUUGGCGAACGAACGCAAGUUCAAAGAGAUCUUCAUCGGGCUAGCGAAGGAUGAAGAAGAAAAGAGCUGUUUAAGAAUCUAUGGCCUUAACAAGAAUCUGGGAGGGUCUGAGGUUCAACCACCAUAUUGGAAAAUUUCACCUCAUGGGCUAUAUUCACUCUAA
Messenger RNA from Penicillium subrubescens, 1341 nucleotides. RefSeq lists its product as uncharacterized. The transcript has 9 exons. Bases 1 to 1341 code for a protein of 446 amino acids. Gene Ontology annotation, cellular component: mitochondrion. The record is from RefSeq and is a predicted model, not a curated record. Lineage: Eukaryota; Fungi; Ascomycota; Eurotiomycetes; Eurotiales; Aspergillaceae.